ACACAUUCCUUUACGUUGAUGUCAAGGUAACAGCGCCUUUCAUUCAUGAAGACGAAUUCUUUGCACUUUAGUCGUGUGUCUGAAUGAUUAUGAUUACUCAUUUAUAGAUUGUCACCUAACCAUUGCCAUCAAUCACUUCUUAAUCUCAACAUCACACACAUAAAAAAAGGUUUGCUGGCGUAUGGCAGAAAUUUCGCAACACUCAUGCAUCCCUAAAAACCCAGUAUCACGAAGCUGAGGUCACACACAGAAAAUAUCAUUGGUUGUAAAGACUGUUGUGUGAUGUACAACACUACGCUUUUGUGCCAACAGUCAGCUAUAAUCUGGAUCAACCCGUGUUUUACAUAGGCAGCUGGCGCACAAGACUCACCGGUAUUGAUACCCUAUUGACCACACGAUUGAAUACUCUGUCUCUCAUGAUUUAUUUGCACCUCAUCAGCUAUGGUCAUUCUUCGCUGCUCACGGUAGUGCUGCUUGAAGCAGACGAAUUGAUUGACAGCUCUGCCGUUUCCUUGAAGUCCUCUUCACUCAUCACAUAACGGACUUCACCACGGGAUUUCAUGCGUUCCAUGACCUCUUCGACGGAACAGUUGAAGCACUCCACGCUAAUUUCAAUCUUGGGCCGCAUGCCGAUUAGGUUCAUAAUCGAAGCCUCAGAGACUAUGUUCGGUAGGUCUCGAUUCUCUGACUUCCUUCUUACGAGGGUGCUCUCUUUGAGGUCUCUGUCUCCAACGGCGUCCUCGCAAUGGCCAUCACCACUAAGGUUCUUGUUCUCGCAGCCGAGAUUCCUCCAGCCAACCACCGACUUGCUAGCCUCUUUCCAGUUGAUCUUCGCGCUCUUGGUCUUGAGGGAGGACUUGUCGCUCGGGUCUUCUGGAAGGCAGACGUCGCAGAGACCUUCCAGUGGGGCCUCGGAGCACCGGUGGAUGCAGUGCUGGCCGAGGACAAAGUCUUCCGGGUUCGUCUCCGAGGCUUGCGUGUUCAAGAAACAUCGGGUUCUGGACGGCUCCAUGUCGGCGGCUGGAGGACACCACGUUGGACAAGCUUCGCGAUCGGAAUGCUCCUCGUCUUCUUCUUCUUCUUCGUCAAGCAAAAGAUGGCCCUGAGCCACUAAGGACAAUUGGGCGUAAUAACACCGGUGUGGCGGUGAUGAGAUGUGAGGCCAGGUUAGGCACAGGUGAUAACUAACAGUCAUGAGACUAUGCAUGGACAAGUGAGUAUGUAUGUAUGUAGGAAUGUGCAUACGUGAAAAUGUAUGAGGAGCUCGUUUUCUUCGCUGUCUAGGCUCCGUCUACUCUCUCUUUAUUUUUCGCUAUGUGGAUGCAAAACACAUAUUUUUCCCCCUCUUUCUUAAUUUCGCAACUUCAAGGAGCACGGAAAGACUCUAGAAAAAAAACAACGUUAGGAGUAGUAGAAAUUAGAACUACAAGGAUACACAUUCACACAAAAAGUACGAGUGCAGUGCGUGCGGUCCUGCACAAGAGAGAGUUCGGUCUCGCGGGUCAGAAAUGUUCGUUACUUCGGCUUCCUAUGACGUCACGUCUUCCGCCCAAUAGUAACGCACGUGCGUUUUCCCUUUCUUUCUUGUUGCGGUUGUAUGUGGCAUCACCCUUCCCACAACGGACCGGCCGCCUUGGCCCCUCCCCGUAGCAGACGAUCCUCUGCAGCCAAUAAGAGUGCUCGGACGAUGUGACGUCGCAACACGCCAGAAGGAGCUGGGAGUGGUCGCCACUGCUGCGCGCAUUCCGGCCGCUCUGGGAAAAAAAAAUGCCACCAUCGGACCAAACGCACCAACGAACGAAACUGACAUACGGUGGACUUCCCCUUACCAAGGAACUGCGCACCACGUGAGCUCUCCAUAGACCUGCAUCCCGUGAGCUGUGACGUCACCGAACAUCUGGCCAAUCACAUUAGCAGCUGAAGGGGAAUGAGGGCAAACGGGAGCGGGACUGUGCAUCGAAAACGCCAGUGGAAAGGUUCCUCGUCUCGGUAUACAGACACGUUCGACUAGUGACGUAUAUAGAUACCGACAGUCAAGGCCGCCGUGAACUGUCCGUCAAGCCAGUCUCGAUGUUUCCAGAGAGACUGCCCGCUUCCAGUCCAAGGGGCCUCCCUGUGGAAUGCGCUGCUCCGUCCGGGGUGAAGAGAAGGUGCUUCUGUCGGAUUGAUACAGUUUGAGCCGACCUGCAGCGGAGGAGCUACAGAAGUGUUUUGUGCAACAGCUCUUCUUCUGUGCGAUGGAACCUGUCACAACAGAGCCCUUGCUGCCACCGGUCGUUGCGACGUCGCAGGAUGCACAGGGGCUCGUCUACUUGUGGGCCUUCAUCGGACUGUUGGGUGUGUUGGUGCUCUGCCUGGUAUUGCUCAAGCUGUACACGACACUGACGAUGGGAUACUGCACGUCGACCAGGAUGAUGACCGGCAAGACAGUAAUAAUCACGGGGUCCAAUACAGGCAUCGGCAAGGCAACGGCCAUGGAGCUGGCAAGGAGGAACGCCCGGGUCAUCCUGGCUUGUCGGAACAUGGACAAGGCUCGAAAGGCGGCGGAGGAAAUCAGGCAAGAGACUGGCAAGGAGGUUCUCCCCAAGCACCUGGACCUCUGUUCCUUCAAGUCCGUCAGGAAGUUUGCGGAUGACAUCGUGGCCACGGAAGAACGACUGGAUGUCCUCAUCAACAACGCUGGGAUGCUUUCACCAAAGACUCAUCAAGUAACUGAAGACGGCUACGAAGUCACGUUCCAAGCCAACCAUCUCGGCCAUUUCCUCCUGACACAUCUUCUUCUCGACAUGCUGAAGAAGAGUGCCCCUAGUCGGGUCGUUGUGGUGGGCUCCUGCGGUCACACGUGGGGCUGGGUCGACUGUGAUAAUCUCGAGUUCAAGGACUACUGGUUCCCGCUCCUCAACUACUGCAGCACUAAAGUGUGUAAUAUGCUCUUCACCGUGGAGCUCAGCAAGAGGCUCAAAGGGACAGGUGUGACCGUAAACUGCGGACAUCCAGGGUUUGUCAGAUCGGACUUUGCUGCACGUCGUUCGGACAUUCAGACGUGGUUGUUCAACCAAGUUCUGAACGUGUACGGAAAGAACACUCUUCAAGGCACGCAGACGAUCCUCCAUCUGGCAAUAUCCGAAGAUGUCGCCCAUACGAGCGGCCGCUAUUUCUCGGACUGCAGGCCCUCCCGUCCCGUGCCAUGGGCCAGGAACUCGCACAAGGCGAAGCGCUUGUACGAGAUUUCGGAGCAAAUGACGGGCAUCAAGAACGGUCUCGGAAUCAUUUCUUCCAAAGAGUGACGAGUCGUAAACCGAACCGACAAUUGUCGUAAGAACUGUUAGGCGCCAAGUGCCGAUCAUCCUGCAUGAUCGAAGCAAAAGGCAGCCGAGAACACACGUCCGUACGGACGAGCACCUCGGCGCUUUCGAGAAGUCGGUGGUACGGUAUAUUGCAUAUAUCAACACUAUACGACGAGGCUGAACGUGCAGGGUUGGUAAUAAACGAAUUUCUGCUCGAACA
Molecule: messenger RNA, 3507 nt
Organism: Ornithodoros turicata
Lineage: Eukaryota; Metazoa; Arthropoda; Arachnida; Ixodida; Argasidae
Product: retinol dehydrogenase 11-like
Exons: 9
Coding region: 2238-3287 (349 amino acids)
Source: RefSeq, a predicted model, not a curated record